AUGCCACUUCCAGAGGUUCCACCAAAUCCUCCAAUACCUGGCCUUGAAGGUCCUCCGGGACUUGGAGUUGGUCUAGGAUUUGUAAGAGAUGAGAGGCUAAAAUUUGGCAAUCCAAGGCCGGUGGAUCCUCCAGUCCCAAGAGUUGGACCGCUUCCUCCUCCGGUAACAUUUGGUCCUCCACCAAAUCCAGAUCCGGGUCGAUUAAAGGAGCCAGCGAAGGGACCUGAAGAGGAUCCAGUUGAUCCUCCAGGUCCUGAGGAUCCAGGUGGACCGGUGGUUCCAUCCUCAGUCCCAAUAAUACGAUUGAGAAGACCGAACAGUUUGACUGAUUUACUUUAA
This is a messenger RNA of Tetranychus urticae (two-spotted spider mite), 339 nucleotides long. The record is from RefSeq and is a predicted model, not a curated record. Lineage: Eukaryota; Metazoa; Arthropoda; Arachnida; Trombidiformes; Tetranychidae.